CGCGCUUUACUCUGCUCUCCUCGCACGAGCGCAAGCGCACAGCGACCGCUCUGCUCUCGACGCUGUGGGAAGAGAGAGAGAGAGAGAGAGAGGGAGAAUGCGGCGGCCACGGCGAGCGGGGAAGCCCGGGGGCGGCGGCGGGUGCGGGGGGAAGGCGGCGCCGGGGGCCGAGGCCGCGGCGGGAGCCGAGGAUGCUGAAGGGGGCCCCGUGAUCGCCGUCGGCGGGGAGGGCGACGCGUCGGUGCUAGGGAUUCCGGUGGCCAGGGACGGCGGCGGGGAGAAGGCGCCGCCGGGGACGGCUGUCGCCCUUGCCCUGAAAAGCGCCGAGGGGGUGCCGGUGAUCGCCGUCGUCAGUGAUGCGGAGCCGGCGGUGCUAGGGAUUCCGGUGGCCGCGGCGGCUGGGGGCGGAGGCGGCGGGGAGAAGGCGCCACUGGUGGCGGAGGUCGCGGUGGCCGUGAAGAGCGCUGAGGGGGCGCCGGUGAUCGCCGUCGACGGGAAGGAUGAGGCCCCAGUGCAAGGGGAUCCGGCGGCCGGCCCCGCCGCUGAUCGGAAGGGCGGUGCGCCGGCGGCGAAAGGAGUGGCGGAGAAGGAUGACGAGGGGGUGAGGUGGCUCAAGUACUACUCGUCGAUGCACAGCAUACUCGUCGUCGGGGACGGGGAUUUCUCCUUCUCGCUGGCGCUCGCCACCGCGUUCGGCUCCGGCCAGCACAUCGUCGCCACGUCCCUCGACUCCUACGACGCUUUAAAGAGGAAGUAUGGCAACGCUGAGGCAAAUAUAACAGAGCUGAAAAGGUUGGACUGUACAGUUUUGCAUGGUGUUGAUGCAAAACUGAUGAAGCUUUACCCUUCUCUGAAGAUGAGACGGUUCGACCGGAUCGUCCUUAAUUUUCCUCAUGCUGGGUUCAACGGAAAAGAGGAUAACCCGCUAGUCAUCAACUUGCAUAAGCAGCUGGUAAAUGGAUUUUUUGCCAAUGCACAACACUUGCUUCGGCCCUUUGGUGAAAUCCACCUUAGCCACAAGACAGGAUAUCCUUACGACGCAUGGGAUAUCGAGCAACUAGCCAAUGAGUUUUGUCUUAUUAUGUUUGCUAAAGAUAUUUUCUGCAAAGAGGAGUACCCUGGUUAUAACCAAAAGAGAGGAGAUGGUGCAAAGUGCGAUCAAUCUUUUGCUCUAGGUCCUUGCUACACUUUUAAGUUCUGCAUUGGAGACGUAAAGAAACUGAAGAAAGCGCAUGGAAACGUUGGUUCAAUCUCAUCCCUUGGAGGCAGCAAAUUCUAUCCUGGCAUCAUGGCAACUGACACGAGGCCAUUUGAUCUGCGUCCACUUGCUCCAGCAUGGCCUCGGCCACACUUUCCUCCAGCCAACAGAGUUGACAUGCCAAUCAUGUUUGAUCCUUACCCCUUUGGAGGUCCUCCAAUGGAACGUCCAGGUUUGCCACUCAACGUAUAUGGCCCAGAGAGAGCUCCUUACUUUCAUCACCAGGACAUGAUCCAGCCACUGUGCAGAGGGCCACCGCUGCAUGUUUUGCCCAACCAAGGCAGCUUUCAUCCACCAAUGGACAUGAUCCAGCCACUGUGCAGAGGGCCACCGCUGCAUGUUUUGCCCAACCAAGGUGGCUUUCAUCCACCAAUGAGGAGCCUUGAGCGUCCGGAUCAGCCUUGGCACCAAGAGAGGCCUCCAGUUGUGCCACCAUGGAGAAGCGACUACUACUACUCAGGAGAGUACCAGAGGAGUCUGCAGCGGGAGUAUGAGAUUGAGAGGCAACUGAUGCCUGGAGGAGCCAGCCUGGGUUACUCUGAUUUCCUCGAGAAUCGCUACAGGGAGUCGGAUCAGAGGCGGGGGAGGUUGGAAAUGCUGAUUCAGUUCUACGGUGGACGGUGAAGGAUCGUUUUUGGAGGCUGUGUCUCUGCUACAAGGGUAUCACUAGAGCAGAGAAACUCUGUCCUUGCAAGAUGAUGAUGCAACGUUUCGACAUGAGGUGUUUUGUACAGUUAGGGCCAUUUUGCGUGGCGAACACCGACCACGAGUCCAGAACAGCACAAGUACUGCUGUUUUCUACUACUAUCUACUACGUAGUCUAAACGAAUACCCCUAUAGACAGCAAAGCCUCAUUUUGCAAUGGAGCUGUCUUUAGGGGCUCAAAACUGUCCACGGUUAUCUCGGUUUAUCGACGGUAAGCUUGAACUUGGGGUAUGUAAUUGGCAUCACUUUUGCUUCAGGUCUUACUUGUAAGACUUUCCUAAUCUAUUACUGCCCCCUUAUAUGCAAGAGAAACACUACCUCUGUUCCUAAAUAUUUAUGAACAGAGGGUGUACUAGUUA
Molecule: messenger RNA, 2322 nt
Organism: Aegilops tauschii subsp. strangulata
Lineage: Eukaryota; Viridiplantae; Streptophyta; Magnoliopsida; Poales; Poaceae
Biological process (GO): rRNA base methylation
Cellular component (GO): cytoplasm
Molecular function (GO): rRNA (uridine-N3-)-methyltransferase activity
Source: RefSeq, a predicted model, not a curated record